AUGCUUACCCAGACAAGCCCCAGCCCUGUCACUAAGUUCAAGGAAAGUGGUGACUGCACUGUCAACUCUGGUGGAUCCUUUGUGAGUGCCAGCACGAUGGCUGGCCCCACCAUCAAUGACAGCAGUAUAAGUCCAAGUGUCUGCAGUAGCAGCAUCAGUGCGCAGCCUACUGCCUCCAUAGACACUCAAAAGUGCAGUCCAAAGAAGCUGGAAAGAGUGAUCAAGAGGAUUUUCUGGGGCAUUGAGGUGGCUGAGGAGCUGAAAUGGAAAGACUGGGAUCUGGGGAAGGAGACCACAAGGAACCUGAUCCUGAAAAAUCUCUCCAUGAAGAUCCAGAGGAUGAAGUACAGGCCUCCCAGGACCAAGUUCUUCUUCACGGCCAUCCCUCAGCCCAUCUUCCUGAGCCCAGGCAUCACCCUCACAAUCCCCAUUGUCUUCCGGCCUCUGGAGAGGAAGGAAUACAUGGACCAGAUGUGGUUUGAGAAAGAGGAGGGGAUAUUCCCUGUGUGUCUGAGGGCCAUCUUGCCUUGCCACAAGCUAGUUUGCCCAUCAUCUCUACACCUGCCCAUGUGUGCCAUUGGGGACACAAUCGAAGCCUGGUUCUGCCUGGAGAAUGUGGGGGACCUGCCCACCUUCUUCACCUGGGAGCUCCCCAGCCCAUUCCAGAUCUUCCCUAUCACGGGAUUACUGGAGCCAGGCUUGGCCUGUAAGAUGAAAGUGACCUUUCAGCCCCUCGUAGCUGUCAUCCAUGAAGUUGAGGCCACGUGCCGCUAUGGAAAGGACGGCAAGCAGAAGAGCAGCAUCCAGAUUCGGGGUGUAGGCAAAUGUGCUCAGCUGCUGGUGAGCAUCAGACACAAGCGAUUAGAAGACAAAGAUAUAGAGGGCCUCCAGAAAGUGUUGCACUUUGGCCCUGUCUCUGUGGGCUGCAUCGCUGAGAGACAGAUCAAACUGUAUAACCCAUCUGCAGUAAAUGCUCCCUUCCGGAUUGAAAUGGUCCCAGAUGUUCUGUCCAAAGACCAGGCGUUCUCGUGCUCCAAGAGUUAUGGCAUUGUACCCCCACGAGAAAAGAAAUGUGUGUCUCUGUUCUUCCAUCCCAAGACCGUGGACAGUAAAACUGUGGAAUAUUUCUCCAUCCUACCUGCUGGAUGUGCUUCCCAAACUCUGCUCCAAGUCAUUGGUUUAUGUAAAGGUCCUGCUGUGUCCUUUCAGCACUACUGUGUCAAUUUCAGCUGGGUCAUACUUGGAGAACGCUCAGAGCAGACCCUGUGGAUUGAGAACCAGUCACGUUGCUUGGCCCACUUUCAAUUUAUCAUUGACUGCCAGGAGAGUGUGUUCAGUAUCAACCCUACCUUUGGGACCCUGAUGGGCAAGGCCCGCGUGACCCUGCGCUGUGCCUUCCAGCCCACUCACCCCAACAUCUACUUUCGCCGGGUGGCCUGUCUUAUCCACCACCAGGAUCCACUGUUCCUGGACCUGAUUGGGACCUGCCAUUCAGACCGCAUCAAGCCAGUCAUCCUGAAGCCUCGGCAUCUCACCUGGUACCGUAUCCACCAGACUCGAGGCCUGGUGUCCUACCCUCCUGACAUCCUCACUGCCAUGCUAAGGGAGAAGAAGCUAGAACAGGAUCCAAAUGGGGCCCUCAUGGUGGCUCUGUCCCUGUCUUUCCCUGUGCAGGACGUGAACACACCAGCCCUGCAGUUGCCCCGCAUCCCGCCCACAACAGAAUUCUUAUUUGAUGGCACCAGUGACAUGACCAUCUUUCCCCCUGUCGUCCGUGUAGAGCCUGCUGAGGUGGACUUUGGUUCCUGCCCUGGGCCUGAGACCCCCAACCCUAUCCCCCUGUGCCUUUCAAACCACACCAAAGGCAAGAUCACAGUAGUCUGGACACACAGGUCUGAUUGCCCCUUCUGGGUGACUCCGGAGACCUUUGAUGUACCCCCACUCAAGUCUAUGGCCCUGCGCCUGCACUUCCAGCCACCCAGCCCCAACAGCCUCUAUGCUGUGGAGCUCGAAGCCUUUGCCGUCUACAAGGCCCUGUGGAGCUACAGUAAUAUAGAAGAGGACUGCACUGUGUCCCCACCCUGGUGUCUGACAGUGCAGGUUCGAGGCCACAGCUAUAGCGCUGUCUCGGAACACCGCAUACCUCAGUAUUCUCUGGAUACACCCAAGCUGUUUCCUGCAGUGCCUUCUGGUGAGUCUUCCUACCGCAGCCUGCUUCUGGAAAACAAAGGUUCCGAAAUGCUGACCUUCAACCUGACCCCCAAGAGCAGCUCAGAUAUUACCCUCCGACCCUCCUCAGGCAUUGUAGCACCUGGAGCCCACCAGAUCUUUAUUAUCAGCACCCACCCCAAGGGCACUGCCUGGAAGCAACACAUUUUCUACCUGCAGUUCAACUUUUACCCCCACUAUCUCAAGGAGGUGAGCAUGCAGAGCCGAGAGGAGCCAGUGCAACUGAAGCUGGACACCUGCAAAAGCAUCUACUUCAAGCCCACCUGGGUGGGCUGUUCUUCCACCAGCCCUUUCACAUUCUGCAACCCCACACGCAUGCCUCUGGAGUUUGAAUGGAGGAUUUCCCAGCAGCACCAAAGGACACUGGCUGUCCAGCCCUCCAAGGGGACCAUCCAUCCCAAUGAGACCCUUACACUGUCGUGGAUCUUCAGUCCUUUGGAGCAGACCAAGUACCUGUACCGAGUGGGAAUGUGGGUCUGGGAAGCGGGCCAGCAUCUAAACACCAAGCUUCAGUCCACCACAUACUACAUGGUCCGACUGGUGGGCAUGGGCACCACUGCCAGCCUCAGUGCAAAGACGAAAGAGCUGGACUUUGGAAACGUGCUGGUGAACAGCAGGCAGUCUAGGGACCUGGCUCUCCUGAACGAAGGCAACUGCACCAUCUACUACCGCCUGACCCUGGAGCAGACCAGUCCUGAGGGCGUAGAACAUGACUCCCCAGCAGCUCUGCAGCUGGACCACUCAGAGGGGAGCAUGCCACCCCGUUCCCAGGACACCAUCAGCUUGACGGCCUGCCCUAAGCACAGGUUCCAGUACUCCUGGACCAUCAGCUACUCUCUCGUGUCCUGCAAAGUUUGCUGCCAAGGUCAGUUCCAUGCCAUCUCUAGCAGGACCCCUUUCUGUGCUGACUGCCCCAUCCUUUGCACGGUCUCACUCUCCUUGCUUCCCAUUCCUCUUUCCAGGGCCUUUCUCUUUCCAAGUGACCAGCGGCUUGACGUGGAGCUGUGGGCAGAGCAAGUAGAGCUCAGCAGCACUGAGCUCCAUCAAAUGCGCGUGGAAGACAAUUGCCUCUUCUCUGUUAACCCCAAGUCUGGUUGUCUGUGUCCUGGAGAGGAGCAGAUGGUGGAAUUCAAAUACAGCCACCUGUUCAUAGGCACGGAUCGCCUCCCCGUACUGUUCAAGGUGUCUCAGGGCCGAGAGAUACUGCUGAAUUUCAUAGGUGUGACUGUGGAGCUAGACCAGAAGUAUGUGCACUUCGCUUCCACCAACCACAGUUUCACCCCUGUCCGCAUCGGUGACACGCUGCCCCCACGGCAGAUCUAUGAGCUGUAUAAUGGUGGCUCAGUGCCUGUGACAUAUCAAGUCGAGACCAGUAUACUGUCACAGGUUCAGGAAAAAAAUUUUGACCACUCCGUCUUCUGCUGCCUCAACCCCAAAGGGGAGAUCCAGCCAGGCACCCUCGCUAGGAUCCUGUGGAUCUUCUCACCUAUUGAAGCCAAAACUUACACGGUGGAUGUGCCCAUACACAUUGAAGGAUGGAACUCAGCCCUUAUCCACUUCCGGGGAGUGGGCUAUGACCCCAACAUCAUGGGUAACACAGCUCCAUUCCACAACAUCUGCUUGUGGGACUCCAGCUCCGUACCAUAUAGGCUGAUGGUUCCUGGGCAGGUUGUCUUCCUGUCCCAGUCCCAUGUCUCCUUCGGAAACAUCCCUGUACAGAGCAAGUGUAGCCGGAUGCUCUUCCUCAACAACACCUCCAAGAAGGACACAAUCUUCUUCUCCUGGCAGCCAAGUUCCAUAGACUUUGGGCAGAUAUCUGUGGAUCCGAUGGAAGGGGAGAUGGCUCCUGAAGAGACAGUCCCAUUUGUGGUGACCCUGCAGGCCUCAGUGCAUGCUAGCUUUUAUGGCGUGGACCUGAUAUGUAAGGUAUACCGGCAAGAACUCAUGUGGAAGUACCACAAGGAGUUAAAGGAGUGGGAGAAGGAGAAGAAGCGGCAGGAGGAGGAGUUUAUCAUCACAGACAGGAAAGUGAAGAGGAGAGUUUUCUGUACAGCCUGUGAACCUGUGAAGAGGUAUAAGACACUGCCCCCCAUCACAAACCAGCAACCCUCCUGCCAGCCUGCCAGCUGGAAACUGCGGAUGACAAAGGAGGAGCCACCGUGGUCACACCCCCAGCCACCCACGCCAGCCAUUCUCUGCCUGAGCCUCACUGCUCGAACCCACGCCAUUGACUACUACCUGGCCAACUUCUUCUCUGAGUUUCCCCGCCACUUCUUGCACUGGGAACUGCCAAAGAAGAAAAGCCACAGGGAAGAGACAGAGGCUUCUGAGGAAGAAGCUGUAGCUGAAGAGGUGGAGCCUGUCUCCAAGCAAAUGAAGCAACUUCUAACUGACUGCCUUACCUCCAUCAUCAGGGGCCUGCUGGAAGACAAGAACUUUCAGGAGGCUGUGGAUCAAAACCUGGUAGAGGAAGUGCCCUAUUUCUGCCAGUUUUGGAGUGAGCAAUCUGCCCAGACCAUGGCCCCCUACAGCAGCCUGUACUUGAUGCCAGUCACGUCCAUGACUUCUGACAACAAGGCAGUGGUGAAGAAGGAAAGAGAGGAAGAGGAAGAAGAAGAGGAGGAGCAGGAGGAAAAAGAGGAGGAAGAGGAGGAAGAAGAAGAGGAAGAGAUGGAAGAGAUGGAAGAGGAUUAUGAGUUUGAAAAGCUGGAGAUGGAGGAGGAAGAGACAGAGGGGAAGGAAGUAAAGUUGACCUGGAUGGGGGUUGAGCCUAUGCUGCAGCAUUCCCAGCAGUCUCUGCAAUGGCAGUGGAGUAAGAACCUGAGACACAUGAAGAAGGAAGAGCAGGAGCAUGAUGAGAAAGAGGCCAUUGGAAGGCUGCGUGCCUUCGCCAACCUGCAGGAGGCGCUGUUGGAGAAUAUGAUCCAGAACGUCCUAGUGGAGGCCAGCUACGGGGAGGUGGUGCUCACCUCGCGGCCGCGCAUCAUCACAAUGCGGCCGGUGGACGCGCCGCCCCCGAAGACUGACGUGCUGCCGUCCCCGCAGCCAACAGAGCAGCAAACGGAGGCGUCCAGCGUGGCCGCCGCCGACCAUACGACCGCUGACCCUACGACCGAAUCUUGGCCGAUGUCGCCACCCACCUCCUCUAAUAUUCAGCCCUAG
Messenger RNA from Dipodomys ordii (Ord's kangaroo rat), 5391 nucleotides. RefSeq names its product coiled-coil domain containing 108 (gene Cfap65). NCBI's taxonomy places the organism in Eukaryota, Metazoa, Chordata, Mammalia, Rodentia, Heteromyidae. Bases 1 to 5391 code for a protein of 1796 amino acids. The transcript is spliced from 31 exons. The record is from RefSeq and is a predicted model, not a curated record.